Messenger RNA from Chara braunii, 1799 nucleotides. The record is from the annotation of a GenBank genome assembly. Lineage: Eukaryota; Viridiplantae; Streptophyta; Charophyceae; Charales; Characeae.
GGAAAGCCUACCGUUGUCCCUGGUGGAACGACAUCCGGGUAUGAGAAGUGAAUAAGAAAAGGCAUAAAGGAGUGAUGAGAAGGUCUGACUUUACGAAGACAGCCAUGCCAAGAGGAGGGAAGGGGACACGGCCGCCUUCGCCUGUUGUGUAGGUUAGGUUAAAGAUGCAUUUAGAUAUUUCUCGGUGGAGGGCGUCGCUUCAGGGUGAGGGGCAUGGAGAGCAGGCAAAGGAGGUGCCACGAGAGGAGGUACCACAGGAAGAGGUCCAGGGUACUCAGCGAGAGAGAGGGAUGGGCGAUGAGGGGAGACGUGCAGGGAAGGAAGUGAUAGAGGUUGGAGAGGACACGCCCCCACAGACGCCAGCAGUGGGUUUGAGACUCGGGGAUGCACCAGGGAGCACCCGGCAGACAAAUGAGGGGUUGCAAAGAGAAGAGACCCCUUUACCUUCGUCAGAAAAAGCUCCUUCGCCAGAAGGGGGGGCAGAAAGGAGGAGAGAGAGGGCAGUUGUAAGGAGAAAAACUUUGAUCCUGAUUAAUAGGCACCUAGCAGCUCAUGCCCUGGAGCACCCAGACUUGGAGGAGCCAGCACCUGCAGAGCCAUGCCAGGAGUCAUGCCAGCCCGAGAAGGAGAUGGAAGCAGAAAUCCCAAAGAGGGUCGACCUCCGCACGAGGGAAAGGGUGCCAGCUGGAGAGACGGCCGACGAAAAGAGGGCAAGACGAACCAGGCGGAUAGAUGAGAUAUGGCAGGAGAGGCAGAGGUUGGAGGCAGCGGGGGAGCUCCCGGAGCAGCAGCAGGAGAGGCAGAGAUCGGAGGCAGCAGGAACACUCCCGGGUCAGCCGCCCAGCGCGCCAGCCAAGGCUCCGGAAAUUCCUGAAAUGUGGAGAGACUUCUGGGAGCAGAGAGGAGAGGACCUUCCAUCGCCAGUCAGAGCCGGGUUUGGGGUGGCCAGGAAGGCGGAAGAAAGGUUAGAUCGUAAAAUCAAGUUCUUGGCCAAGACCACUUUUGACCGGCACUUGUUAUUGGAGGGCGAUGUGGCGGGGAAGAAAAUGAAGGAAGCCAGCCAUGGAGUACGUCUGGAGGCUAUGGAGGUGGAAAUUCAGGAACUUAGGGCUUUGGUGGCCAGCCAGGCAGCUAUCAUUGAGAGCCUGAGGCAACAAACCCAGGGAAAGGUGGACAGACCAGAGAGCAGCUGGCAGGGAGAGCAGAGGCAGCCAGGACAGGGAUUGCCAGGACAGCCAUCUGCGACAGAGCCUCGCCAGGAGCCGCCUAUGGGGAGAGUUAUCCUGGAGACAGAGGAGGCGAGAGCCCAGAGACAGGCAGAGAGAGAGGCGUUCGAGUUUAGAGCCCCUACUGAGCUCGCGACGCUGCCGGUGGCGGCGGCAGGCCCAGUCGUACCUUUGGCAGUAGAGGAGGGGCUGCUACCAUCUAGCAGUGAGCCGGCUCAGGGCUCGACAGAGGGGUCCAUGGGCGUGCUCCUUGAGGCGGUGCAUACUACGCAGGAGGAGGUGAGUUUGUUUUCACCUGAGCAGAGGAUAGAGGAGCCUCUUGAGAGAGAGAUGGGGAUUGAGGUGGAGGGUGCCAUCGAGGGCAGACUCCAGAGGAUAGGCACACCUGAGUAUGGACCAGAGGAGAUUGAGGAGCAGCCCACGGCAGUGCCAGGGGCGGCACUCGAGAGGAGGCCUCAGAGGUUUCCAGCGACAGAGGAUUUGAGAGGCAGACUAGGAUCUUGGGCUACUUGAUCUGGGUCUGGUGGACCAGUUCCGGGGACAGAGCGGCAGGAAGUCGUUGGUACCGCAACU